Molecule: messenger RNA, 8161 nt
Organism: Stegostoma tigrinum
Lineage: Eukaryota; Metazoa; Chordata; Chondrichthyes; Orectolobiformes; Stegostomatidae
Product: synaptotagmin-like protein 2
Exons: 18
Coding region: 713-3796 (1027 amino acids)
Biological process (GO): exocytosis; intracellular protein transport
Cellular component (GO): exocytic vesicle; plasma membrane
Molecular function (GO): small GTPase binding; neurexin family protein binding
Source: RefSeq, a predicted model, not a curated record
CAUUCAAUUUGUUGUGUGUAUCCCUCCAUCAGGCUUCUACCUUAAAAGCUUGAAUUUCACACAGCAAUGCCAUGACUAGCGGUAAUACUACCACAUACUGAGGUGUGUGCUGUGCCAUCAAAAUAAUAUGGAAGAUAGAGAUAUCCAGGAAUUCAACAUUUCAGCGAAGACUCUACUGAUCAGUUCUAGUGCAUGCUUGCUGUGUGGUCGGCUCUGAAAUGUCAGCAGGAAGUGACUGAAAAUAUUGCUCUAACCUCAGCUUUGUUUCUGGGUUUCCCUCCUCAGGCUUCAAACAGCUCAACUAUUGAACCAACUUAUGUGAAUGAAUGUUGGAAGGGAAUGGAGCAUGCAGUAUGUAUGAUGAAAACAGCAUUGGAUGAAGACCAAGAGAAGACAGAGAGCCUGCAAUACUUUACCCUGUUAUGGGACAACAGAAUCUUGCUGAAAGAACCUAAAUGUCUGACAGAAAAUCUAACAUUGUGAAUGCGGCAGAAUAUCUUCCGUGAUCCUGAAAGAAUGCAAACACCUGAUUUAACCUCUUGUUGUCUGUGAACAAUCUCAAAAAGAAAAACCGAGAUUUAAAGUUUGCUGCAAGCACCAACGGUGUGACAGCUGAAAGAAAAAGGACAGACACCCUGCCACUCGAAGGUGCAAACUUUCUCUGACUUGGUCUGGCUUCAGUUCGCCCGAAUUUCAUUCGGAAUAUUGGAAAAUGAAAACAGAGAUGGAUCUAACUAAAAUUGUGGACCUGAGCUUUCUGUCAGAAGAAGAGCAGUUAGCUCUUCAGCAAGUCCUUAAAAGAGACGCUGCUCUGAGAAAGCUUGAAGAAAGUCGCAUCAAAAAACUGAAGAGAAACAGCUUUGAUAUGAAAAAGUUGAAGGUGAUGACAGGUGAAUGGUUUACUGACGUUAAAGCAAAGCGCUUUGGAGAUCUUUCCAGUGGCAUGGACAUCCUCAAGAAUUCAUUUAACAGAAAAAAGAAGAUACCAGUUGUUCAAGAUGUUCCAGUGAAGGCAUCUGAAGAUGUAAAUGUGUUUCUGAGUCCAAACUUUCAAUAUCAAAAUGUUUCUUCAGAUCCUGAAGCUUUGAAUCCAGGGGAAAGAUUGCUUGAAGAAGCAGAACCUGUCCCACAGACAAGUGUGACAAUGCUUCAUUCACGGCUUCAGGCAACAGUGGACAAAAAUAAAGCAGAAGAUGAGGCAAGGACAUGGGAAGAUUCUGCUGGAUCUGCUGAAACCAUGUCCUAUUCCAAUUUCAAACUAAAAGACAACAUCAAACCAUAUAUGAAAAAGAGGAAUGAAGAUCAUGAGGAUAUGACUCCAACUUUGAGCAAUGAGGUUCCUCUGUCCAACAUAGACUCACCUAUUACAGCAAUUGAUGUCCCAGAAUCUGAAACAAAUCCAUAUUCUGAUUAUACUGUCGGUCAGUCAACACACUCAGCUAAACAAGAAGAAUUCUGGGCACCGAAAGAAGACUUAAAUCUGCAGACUCCCAGAAAAAAACUCACUGUUCUAGACAGACUGAUAAACAAAAGUGACCGACCUGAGUUUUCUCCAAUAGAGACUGAAGCAACUAGAUGGUCAGAUCCAUCUGAACAAAGUGUAAAGUACAGUCCUGGACCUGGGUUUGACGGCUAUGAGCCAACUGUGCCUUCCAGCCAUGCAGACACUGUACUAACACCUGCAGAGAGCAGUGCUCAUACAAAAGAAUCAUCUGUGUCAAACAGAGAAACACCAUUCCAUUCAGAGGACAACUAUGAUGCAUGUAAUGCUAAUAAGAGGCAGAAGAACCCAUUUUCAAUGAAUUCAUCGAAAUUGCUAUCAGAAAUACUGCAGGGUGUUAAAAAUCCACAAACAGACAGCAGUAAAAAUGAAACAAAUUCAGACAUAAUCGCUGAGCAAAACCUGAUAAAUGCAAAUGUUGAGAGCAAAUCUCCUGACAUGGAUAGUCUGUUUACUUCAAGGUCUUCAGAUUUAAAACCAGUUUCAACUGAUACAAAAAUCAGUGAACCAAAGGGGAAACGUCAAGAGAAAGAUAAUAUCAUUGACCAGCGUUCUGAACCAGAUAAACCAAAAGAUUUAAUGAACAACAGAACUAGCCAAAUCAAGAAGCCAGGGGAAUAUAGCAAUGACGCACCAAAUUUAAUUCUAGGAAGAGGAGAGACUGAGCAUUCAAAGAGAAAAGGCAUUUUAAAGCGUACUCCAAGUAGUAGCUCCACUGAGUCAGAAAAUCUUUCCAAAUGGACUUCAAUUCGGUCCAUGGAUGACUCGGGUGCAUUGCCAGAACAGGCCGAGGAUUCCGAAGGCACCUCAAAGACAGAGACAGGUAGCAAGCAGGUGAGGUUCUCUGCUAAAAUGAAAACGAAGCCGCUGACAAAUAUAACAGAAGGGCAGAAAACUGAUGAAUCUCAUAACUUUUCAUUGAUAAUGGGAGAAGAAAAUUCCGUGCCAUGGCAAGAAGACACUAAUGCCGGAGUUUACUCCUCAAUAUCUCAAAAAUAUGAAAAUGAACCAGAUGUUGAUCAGAUUUUGACUGACAAAGGAACAACAGAACAGGAACAUUUACCAUCGCAAAAAUGGAGAGAUGACUCGGAGGCACAGCAGAAAAGCUACCAAGUGCCUGGUAAUGAUUCUUCAGACUUCAGUGUCAGAACAAAUCAACUGCCUUCCUUACCAACCGCCAAUGAAGUCACAGCUUCUUCCCUGCCUUCGAAUGAUCCACAAAGUGAGGAGUAUGAUUAUUUUGAUGAUGUAACAUCUGAAUCCAGCGUUGGAUCAGACAUUAUGAAGCAGACAGAUGUGCAUGUUGGUUCAAAUUUGCAAUCUUCUAAGCUUAGUGGCAGUUUACUGAGUCUAUACAGCGAUGCUGGAGAUUUUGGAGAAGUUCCAAUUCAGGGAGCCGUACAAUUCAAAUUGCACUAUGAAGAAGCUAAAAAAGAAUUCCAGAUCCAUGUGGUGCAAUGCCGAGGAUUGGCAGUCGCUAACAUGAGAAAGUACACCUCUGAUCCAUAUGUAAAGACCUACCUUCUUCCUGACCGCACUAGACCUAGCAAACGCAAGUCAUCUGUAAAGAAAGCUUCACUGAAUCCUCAAUAUAAUGAAACCCUGAAGUACAAAAUAAAGAAGCAAGAACUUCUGAAUCGAACUCUGAAUGUCUCCGUGUGGCACAAUGAUAUUCUUGGUCGGAAUGUAUUCCUUGGAGAAACAGAGGUGGAGAUGAAUAGCUGGGACUGGAGAAAUAACACACCAAAUUGGUACACCUUGCAGUCCAAGCCAUCCAGUCUAGCGGAAGGAAACAUCAAUCGAGGAGAAAUCCGUGUGGCACUUAAGUAUAUUCCGGCAGAAUCAAUAGAUGGAAUUAAGCCAUUAAGUGGGGAAAUUCACAUAUGGCUAAAAGAAGCAACAGAGUUACAGCCUGUAAAGCCUGGUGGUGUGGACUCUUUUGUGAGAUGUUAUAUUUUACCAGAUACCAGUAAGAAGAGCAGACAGAAGACCCGAAUAGUAAAGAAAAGCCUUAAUCCAAUCUAUAACCAUACUAUGGUGUACGAUGGAUUUAGGCUGGAUGAAAUAAUGGAGGCUUGUGCAGAACUAUCCAUCUGGGACCAUGAAACCUUCACUAAUCAGUUUCUUGGAGGAAUUCGCCUGAAUCUAGGCACAGGUAGUAGUUAUGGUCAUCAUGUGGAUUGGAUGGACUCAAAUGAAGAAGAAGCUGCUGUCUGGAUGGACAUGAUAUCCAAACCUAAUCAGUGGGUGGAAGCAGUACUGCCUCUUAGGUCUUCUAUGACAAAAAGGAAGUGAUGAGUGAUUUUUCAGUUAAUGCUUCCUCUGACUUUAAGUGUUUAAAUAUAACUUUCAUAAUUUGCUAGUCAAGAAAAAUGAAAUAAAAUGUGCUGUUUUCAUUUAAUGUCUAUACUUUAAGGGGUGAUGGGUUCCACAGACAGGCUGAAGUUCAGAAGAAUUGUAGUGAAGAGGAGUGUUUGAAGAAUGAUAAAAAAUACUUGGUGCUUACAUAAAUUAGUAUGCUUCUGAAGACCAAAGUCGGAAGAAAACUAGACAUGAAAAUUGAAGAGUUUAAAAAACACAUUUAGGUAUCGAAAAGCAAAGAACUGUAAAGUCAUAGGGAUGAAAAGUGGUGGGCAGUUAUUUUUUCUUUGAAUUACAAUACUGAAAUUUGGAAUAUGUUGAAACUGCGUGUGCUCAUUGAAGUGUUAAUGAAAUACAAAUAAAAUAUUAAACAGAUUGAACAAGCACAUAUCAUUUACUUUGAGGCUAAAUGUAAUCAACAAAUAUUUUGGCAAGCAUUUUAUCCAAACUCUGUUAAGCCUUUUAUUGAAUUAAAACUUGGUUGUGAAUAUAUUUUCCAACUUAAAACCUGAUUCCAUCUCUUGUUUUUAUUAUAGUAGAUUUUUGAUUGAGCAAGCAAUUCAUAUUGAGUAAAAAAUGAGUGCACCUAAAGUUUCCUCAAUCAAAAUCAAACCAAAAUUUAAAGCAAAUCUGAAAGCUCAAAUUUCAAAAUAAAUUGUAUUUCAAAGUUAUUGCAUGUAAAAUGGUUUUAAAUGUUUUAUUCUGCAAGAGCAGCCAUGCUGAAUAAACCUGACGGAUUCAACUUUUGAAAGGGUGAUUCAGUAAUUUUUUUUAAAGUAGAAAGAAAUAUAAAUACAGCUACUGAUUAAAUAAUGAAGCCACAAGCCUCCAUGAUUUAAAACUGUGCAGGAAUCAAACAAAAUUAUAUAAUAUCUUAGACAAUCUAUGUUUAUUCUAGAAUAUAAAUUAAACAUGAAUUAGCAGAUAAAUUGCCAUCGAUCAUAAACUGUAAAUUACACAUCAAUAGCACAUACAAGUAAGACACUCAUGAAUUGGCUCAGUAGUCCAUUCAUAUCCUGGUGAUCACACUCAGUCACAAAGUCCUUCAAAGCUCAUUCAGAAAGUCAGGAGGUAUGGGAUACAGGGUGAUUUGGCUGUCUGGAUUCAGAAUUAGUUGGCUGACAGGAGGCAGAGAGUGGUUGUAGAUGGUAAGUAUUCUGCCUGGAGGUCAGUGCUGAGUGGUGUCCCGCAGGGCUCUGUUCUUGGGCCUCUGCUCUUUGUAGUUUUUAUAAAUGACUUGGAUGAGGAGGUUGAGGGGUGGGUUUGUAUGCUUGCUGAUGAUAGCAAGGUUGGAGGUGCCGUUGAUAGUAUCGAGGGCUAUUGCAGGCUUUAGCGAGACAUUGACAGUAUGCAGAGCUGGGCUGAGAAAUGGCAGAUGGAGUUCAACCUGGAUAAAUGCGAGGUGAUGCAUUUUGGAAGGUUGAACUUAAAUGCUGAAUAUAAGAUUAAAGGCAGGAUUCUCGGCAGUGUGGAGGAACAGCGGGAUCUUGGGGUUCAAGUGCAUAGCUCCCUCAAAGUUGCCACCCAAGUGGAUAAGGUUGUUAAGAAAGCAUAUGGUGUUUUGGCUUUCAUUAACAGGGGGAUCGAAUUUAAGAGCCGCGAGGUUAUGCUGCAGCUCUGCAAAACCCUGGUGAGACCACGCUUGGAAUAUUGUGUCCAGUUCUGGUCGCCCUAUUAUAGGAAAGAUGUGGAGGCUUUGGAGAGGGUGCAAAGGAGGUUUACCAGGAUGCUGCCUGGACUGGAGGGCUUGUCUUACGAGGAGAGGUUGUCUGAGCUCAGACUUUUCUCUCUGGAGAGAAGGAGGAAGAGAGGUGACCUGAUCGAGGUGUACAAGGUAAUGAGAGGCAUGGAUAGAGUCGAUAGCCAGAGACUUUUCCCCAGGGCAGGAUUGUCUGCCAUGAGGGGUCAUAGUUUUAAGGUGUUAGGAGGAAGGUAUAGAGGAGACAUCAGAGGGAGGUUCUUCAUCCAGAGAGUUGUGAGCGCAUGGAAUACUUUGCCAGUGGUAGUCGUGGAAGUGGAGUCAUUAGUGACAUUUAAGCGACUGCUGGACAUGCACAUGGACAGCAGUGAAUUGAGGGGAAUGUAGGUUAGGUUAUUUUAGUUUUGGAUUAGGAUUAUUCCACGGCACAACAUCGUGGGCCGAAGGGCCUAUACUGUGCUGUACUUUUCUAUGUUCUAUGUUCUAUGUUCUAAAGCUCUAUCUUCCUCAGAUCCUCCAUUUCUGGAAGCUUCUUUGAUGCCCAGUCAGCAGCAUCACCCAUCCAACCCAAGUCUUCAAUGGCACACAUCCUGCAGAAUAUCUUUGAUGGAUUUACCUCAUCCAGACCGAGACACUGUUAGUCCAAAAUAAAAGAAUCAGCAUUUCAUGGGAUACGAGACCAUUAUGUGCCUAUUGUAGCCACACCACUUGCAUACAUACAUCACUGGCAUUAAAAGGCUUUAAGUGGUUUAUUUAGAUGUCGACUAGCUAAAACAGCUUCUUCUAUUAAUACAACCUUCAACCUCUCAAAAGAGGUAAGAUAAGAUGAUAUAAAAUUAAAUUUACAUAUUUCUCUGUAAGUUUAUUAAUGGAGAAACUACCAUUUUGAAAUUAGGGACGAAGUUAGUCCACAGCCCACACAUUUCAAAAAAUCAGUAGUAUCUUCUGUGCUUCUUUUUCUCAAAGAGAUAAUAAACUUAGUUGGAUUGUAGCUUUUCUCGGCAACAUAUAGCCUUGCCCCACAUGUCUGAAAUAGAUAACUUUCACCUCGGUAAACACAAAACUUGACAAAUUUGUCUACCAAAUAAUACACUUAAGUAUUCCACAUGCUCCUUCAAAAUAUUAUGAAGGCCAAAAUGUCAUCAGUAUUCACAAUGCGCUUAUGUAAUCUAGUAACUACUUUAGGGGUGGGGUGUGGGGGCAUAUUGGUGAUGGUUGUUGUCGGACUUUGAAAGGUAGCUUUGUGCUUUCUUUAUUCCAAAUGCAAUAAUCUUCCACUGGUAUUGACUGUGGAGGGGUUUUUAUGCAGGGAGGGUGUAAAGUGAGGUGCAGUAUGGAUUUACCAGAACAAUACCUGGAAUAGAAAGUCAAUGGAUGAUUUGCCUGAAAAUUUUAAGAUAUUAAAGAGGAAUGAGAUUCUAUCUAUCUCAGAGAUAAUGGGAACUGCAGAUGCUGGAGAAUCUCACUUGCUUUUGUUGGUUAGGGAGUUUAGGACCAGAAGGACUGGUCAAAAAUCUCAGCCAAACCUUUCACUGUGAAAUUAGGAAACACUUCCGUACGUGGCAGAAAAUGGCAAUUUAAAUUAGAUAAAUUCUUCAUUUAAAAUAUGAGGUUGAAUGACAUAUGGUUACCAAACAUAUUUUGGAAUGUGGGGCAAAGUUGAGUAUAUUGAAUGGUAUCAUAGAUUUACCUUGAAUAAUCUCAUGGAGUGGCGGAACAGGGUUGAAAGACUGAUGAUGAUGAUAAUAAUAAUAAUAAUAAUAAUAAUAAUAAUAAUAAUAAUACUUUGAUAAUAGGAGAUCAUGCCCAUCAAUGGACAGAAUUGUAACAUUUUCCUAAACUUAGAAACCUGAUCUCCCAAUAAAGUCUCACUCAAUUUUAAUACUUAAUAGGAGUGGUAGCUGCUCAUUAAAUGGCAAGACUGGGUGUAGCUACCUUCUCCUGUUUCUUUCAGAUAUUCCCUGUAUAAUUACUACUAUUAUAAAAGUUAUAGUCACAGGUAUAGGAAGUUUUCCUGGCACUGCUACUGAAGUUGACAUUACUCUGCUUGUACACAAAUAAUCCUAAUACUUAUGAGCUGCAGGUGGUAUUUAUGAUGCUAAUUUUAUUCAGUUCUGCUCUGUCAUAUUUUGCACAGAGGAUUUCUGAAUGAAAAUAACUUGUUUUAUGCUAUGCAGAUGAAAUUAUCCAAUAAGAGUAACUGAAAAUUCUUAAGUGUUAUGUAUCAUGGAGGGUUCUUUUGUCUUGUCACUCUCAUCACUACCACAGAUUGGGAGGCUGUCUUCCUCGUUUACUGCUAAUCUACCAGAAAUACAAGAACUCUAGAUAAAAUUCACUGGGCUGAAAAGUGCUGAAGGAAAUCAGACAGAUCCUGAAUGACCAAUGAUGUAAUAGAGACUUUUACUAUUAAUUAAACCUGCAGCUUUCUGGCAAAUGUGAAGCCAUACGUGGAAAACUUUAAAAAUGACCUGCUGACAUCUGUGAACUUCCACCAGAUUUUGGAUUCAAUAUCUUAAUAGUAUUCUCAUCUAUCAAUAAAUGCUAAAAAUAUCAAUUUAAAGUUUUUAUGAAACACAAGGAGCUCUUUGUUUUAAAAUGUA